AUGAAGAGCUACGCUGUACUACUCGCCCUCUCUGCGGUUGGAUUAUGCGCUCAUGGAGACGAAGCGAGCACAGAGAUGGGCCCGGCUGCCUUUCUGUGGCCACCUGAUCGUCUCUGGGGUGCAGCAUAUGACAACAAUGCCCCAUGUGGCUCAUCAACCGGGGCCGUGAACCGCACAAAUUUUCCACUUAUCAAUGGCAAGCUCGCACUUGUACUCCAAGACGAGUCGUGGAAUGUGCAGGUUGCAGUCUCCCACAAAAGCAACCCAACUACCAAUGCCGACUUCGAGGCCUUCAUCGACAGCUCCAGUCUUGCCGACGUCGAACCUGGACACGAAUGCUACUCCGUUCCCAACCCAUCUAUUGAUGUGGAAGAGGGAAUGAAUGCCACCUUCCAGAUCAAAUACACUUCGGAUUUCGAUACCGACAAAAACGAAACCUACUACGCGUGCGCGGACGUCACGUACAUCCCCGCGAGCAAGUUCACAUACCAAGUCCCUUGCUUCAAUGUGACAAGUGACGAGUUCACCGAUGUAACUACCACGACUACAGCUGGCUCUACUGCUACUGCAAAGUCGGACACAGCGAAGGACACGGGUACCACAAGCGAGAAAAGCUCUGGUCUUUCAGGAGGAGCUAUUGCGGGUAUUGUGGUUGGCUCGGUGGCUGGAUUGGGUAUUGGGAUUGCCUUGCUGUUCUUCUAUAGAAGGCUCUUGCAGAAGUAUCGUUUCUUGCGCCAAAAGGCUUCCACCCGGAACGUGGACUGGAAUGAGGAGGCACCUCAGCAUAAAGUCGACGAUGAGGUUCCAAUUGGGCUUCGCAAGAUUAGAUGA
Penicillium samsonianum is the source of this 831-nucleotide messenger RNA. RefSeq lists its product as uncharacterized. Bases 1 to 831 code for a protein of 276 amino acids. The transcript is spliced from 3 exons. NCBI's taxonomy places the organism in Eukaryota, Fungi, Ascomycota, Eurotiomycetes, Eurotiales, Aspergillaceae. The record is from RefSeq and is a predicted model, not a curated record.